AUGCGUGUGUGUUGUGGCAAGGGGGUCGGUUUAUUGUUGUUGCUCCUCGUUGGGGCAGUUUGUGGCUCCGAUACUUGGCGAGAAUUUAGGGACCAGCGGUUUCCAUGGAGAAAAGUGAAAGCGGGCACUGAAUCGAAUGUCCAAACGGUUGAGGUGCAAAGUGAAUCUCCACUGAAAACUGUAACAGUACAAUGUGGGGAGCGCAAUAUAUUGGUUCGAGUGGACACGGAUUUAUUUGGAACAAAACACCUGGUUAAAGCUGCUGACCUGACUCUGGGGACAGUAGGUUGCCGACCAACGGCCAUUUUUCCUCAAAAUCACACUAUUUUCUUUGAUUACGGACUGCACGAGUGUGGCAGCGAACUCCAGAUGGCUGAGGAUUUCCUCGUCUACGCCACCCACCUGAACCACAGACCCCAGGCUCGUGGAGCGAUUGUUGUGCGAACUAAUCGGGCAAUCGUUCCUAUUCGGUGUCGUUAUUUCAGGAAAGCUAACGUGAGCAGUAACCCAAUCCAUCCCACUUGGAUGCCGUUCAGCUCCACCAGGUCUGGGGAAGGACAACUAUCUUUCUCCCUGCGGCUAAUGACUGAUGACUGGCUUACAGAGCGCGCCUCCUCCACCUACUACCUGGGCGAGCUCAUACACAUCGAAGCUUCUGUUUCUAUGAUUAACCACUUGCCCCUGAAGCUCCACAUUGACCGCUGUGUCGCCACCCUGAGCCUGGACAAGGACUCCACCCCGAGAUACAACAUCAUUGAUCACCACGGCAGGUAUCUCCUGGACAGUGCGACCGAGGACUCCUUUUCCACCUUCGUGUUGGCCGGGGCUGACCGUGAGGUGGACAAGCUCCGCUUUGAUCUGGAUGCUUUCCGUUUCUCCGGAGAUGAGCGUUCCCUGAUCUUCAACAGUUGUCGCCUGAAAGUUGCUGCAGUUAAUCGGAGCGAUUCCAUGAACAAAGCUUGCACUUUCCAGAAGACGCAGAACAUGGGGACUCCAUUGGAAGAAACGAGUCUCGAUGUCUGUGCCUGUUGUCGCCUGGGUGACUGCACAGCCAUAGGGGAGGGUGUAGUUGAUUCAAGAGGUCGGAGGGAGACUCUGUCUGCGAUUGUUUGCAUUGCAGAGAAAGUUGAUCGAGCGAAGCGGGAGGGCGAGGCCUCGCUUGGACCACUGGUCAUUCUGGAGAACGGAGUGCCCGACCUGGCAACCCAACCCUUCAAUGGGAUCGAGCGACCUGGGCGACAAACUUCACGAAGCGGUGUGAUAUCUGAAAUGGUAUUGAUCAUUACCCUGGCCGUGACGGCUGCCUUUCGCGCCGCUGCUACUUCAAUCGUCUCUUUCUUGUACAGAAACCGCAAGUAA
Molecule: messenger RNA, 1359 nt
Organism: Hypanus sabinus (Atlantic stingray)
Lineage: Eukaryota; Metazoa; Chordata; Chondrichthyes; Myliobatiformes; Dasyatidae
Product: zona pellucida sperm-binding protein 3-like
Exons: 9
Coding region: 1-1359 (452 amino acids)
Biological process (GO): positive regulation of acrosome reaction; egg coat formation; binding of sperm to zona pellucida
Cellular component (GO): extracellular matrix
Molecular function (GO): acrosin binding
Source: RefSeq, a predicted model, not a curated record